Ambispora leptoticha is the source of this 2742-nucleotide messenger RNA. The record is from the annotation of a GenBank genome assembly. NCBI's taxonomy places the organism in Eukaryota, Fungi, Glomeromycota, Glomeromycetes, Archaeosporales, Ambisporaceae.
AUGAAUUCAACAUCAACAAAUUCCGCAGAGAUAAAUCAAAGAACAGAUCCUGGAAUAGUCGUUCUUUCUUUUUUUGUAUCAGUUUUAGGCGCCUGCACUGCUCUAGAACUACUGGGGAGACGUACCUCGCAUGUGGGUGCAAUGAAUUGGUUGCUGUUACUUGGUGCAGCUUUCUCGAUGGGCUCCGUCGGAAUAUGGGCAACCCAUUUUAUUAGCAUGAAGGCAUUGAUUCUUAAUGACGGAGAUCCGUUGAAGGAAAUUACAUAUGAUUCUGGUUUUACUAUUUUAUCACUUGUUCUUCCUAUUGUAGUCUCGUGUUUGGCUUUUUGUGCAAUAGGUUCACAACCAAAAUUAAAUCUUUGUCGAAUUUUAAUAGGCGGCACAAUCUUUGGCCUAAAUUUUGGAUUAAUGCAUUUCUGCGGUCAACUGGCGAUUAUUCCAUAUAACGUUCAAUAUAACAUUGGAUUAUUCAUUGCUGCUAUUGUCAUAGCAGUGGUUGCGUCAAAUGCUGGUCUAUACCUCUUUUUUGUUAUGAGGGCAAAAUGGCGAAGUGACUGGUACAAGCGAUUAGGAUGCGCGUCGAUUAUGGCAAUAGCAAUCACUGGAAUGCAUUACAUAACCUCUGCAGGAACUCAAUACUACUUAAAAGCCGAAGUGACAAUGCAGUCUGAAAUACCAACCAAUUUAAUUUUUGCAAUUAUUUCGAUGACUUCAAUUAUUUCGAUUGUUAUUCUUAUUAGCAUAACUUUUAUUGCACGAGCGGCUGAUCUAAAGACAAAACGCCAUGCUCAGAAAGUUGUGUUGGGAAUAGCAAUUUAUAAUGAAAAAGGCUCAAUCUUGGUGUCAAAUGAAGGAUUUAUUCCUUUCCGAAAAAUCACAAAUGAAUAUCGUCAACAAAAUUUGGAAGACGAAUUCACAAUCUCUCAUCCAAUUUUCCAAUGGCUUUAUCGUUUAACUCAUGACUGGAAAAGCCUCGAUCAAUGGUUACCCACAAUUGAUAGACACAUUGAAGCUAUCGAUAACCACGAGACAAACAUCGGCAAAGUGCCGUAUUCUAUACUUUUCCGUGAAAAAUUCAUAGUAAAUGCAAAGCUGCUCGCCGAAUCCUUAGAAAUUCCAUUAGACCAAUCAGGCAUUUUAUACGACAGUAUUCUGAAUACGGGAAACUUAGAAUACUCGCAACAAAUGUCAUAUGUAGCCUCGAAAAACUCUGAUAUUUCUUUUGAUCUCGAGAAAAAUAAGUUAAAUAAACAAAAUAUCGAAUUUUUGGGUAAAGGACAAAUGUUGUUUUUAGUUCAAAAGAUCGCAGAGAAUUCAGAAGAUCACUUUCAUAGAUUAGGAUAUCGAUUUGUUGAGCCUCAUCUUGUCGCUCCGUUAAUGGCCGCCAAUAUUCGAGUUGAUAAUGAUACUAUGUUUGAUUAUCUUGAUUCAAUGCGAAUAUAUGCUAAUGAUGGUCAGAAGCCACAGUUAGAAGUAGAUUCUGUGUAUACGGGCUUACUUGUUCUACAACCACGUGUUAAAGGACUUCAAGUGUUAGUUUCUACUAAUGCUCGUCAUCAAAUUCCGAUAGCGCGACUAUCAAGUUUCAAAAAAUUAAAGGAUACUGAAAAAAAUUAUAUAAAUCGUAUUUCGGGCGCAACUUUUCCGGAAAUUAACACGCGAUUAGGUCAAGAAUUUUCGAAGGAAACGAAUGGUGCGCUGUUCUCAAAUUUCGACGAUCUAAUACCACCGAGUUCUCCAAUUAGAGAAACUUCACUAUUAAGCCCUGAAGCUAGUCCAACAAAAGUCGCAUUUUCAUCAAGAGCGACUAGUACAAUAGUAUCUCGCGAAAGUUCAAUCGAUGAUCUAGCAAGGAAAAAGAACUUGACCUUCAUCGAUGAUUAUCUAUCGUUGCCCGAGUUAAAGAAUUUUAAUCUUGAAUUUUUGCAAUCUUUAAAUCAACUUAUUUCAAAAGUUGGCAAUAAGAAAACAUUCAAAAACGCUUUAUUAUUCCCACAAAUAUCUGAGAUCCGUAUUCCACAAACAGGAGGAAGCAUUGGCGAGUCAAAAGGCACCGCGGAAUUAAUCCUUUUUACACUUGUCUUAUCACAUGGGCAACGACCAAAUUUAUCUCCUGAUGUUACAUUCAUUCCUUAUCCAAUGUUUCACACUUAUCAAGACGUUGUUUAUCAAACAUCGAAAUAUAAACAACAAUCAUGGCGUCGAAAAGUGGGUGAAGAGGUAGGUGAGGUUGUAUAUAAAGCAUUACAUCGCAUUGAUCAAGUUGGUGCCAGAUCAAGACUCGACUCUUUAUCGACAAAUAAUGAUAAAACUCCUAUGAAUGGAUUGGAAUUCAUGGUGUUUGCGCAACAGGAAGUGGUCGAAGAAGUUAUUGUGAUGGAUGAAGUUAUUGUGAUGGAUGAAGUAUCAAGUCAAUUCUCAAAAGAAGAUGAUAGUGUAAAAGUCGAGGAAAUUUUAAGAAAAAAUUCAUCUGAAGAUGGAUUAGAAUCAAAUGAUCUAGAUAAUAAUGAAGAUGAUAAUAAUAGUACAUGUACUCAUAUUGAUGACGCCGAAUUGUCAAACUCAGAUGAGGACGAAGAUCAUCAAGAUUUGAGAAGAGCCUCAACUGGUUCAUUCAUUGACCCUAACCUCACCACCACAAUUUCCACAUGGAACGAAGAAAAAUGGUGGUUCGAAGAAGUCGUAAGAAAUAUUAACGGAAUUGAAUUCGAUUCACGAGAAGUGCUUGCAACAUUAAUUUAA